Messenger RNA from Diabrotica virgifera virgifera (western corn rootworm), 2493 nucleotides. RefSeq lists its product as uncharacterized. The record is from RefSeq and is a predicted model, not a curated record. The coding region runs from base 1 to 2493 and encodes 830 amino acids. The transcript has a single exon. Lineage: Eukaryota; Metazoa; Arthropoda; Insecta; Coleoptera; Chrysomelidae.
AUGCCUAACGAAGACUAUAAAUUUCUGCAAGUAUAUUUCAUCGGAAAUGAAGAACAAGAAAUUGAUCAACGAUGCACAAAUUUUAAUGGAUUGAGUCGCGAAAUAAUCCGAAAUGUACAGAAGAUCUUACACAGAUACAAUCAAUUGAUUUACAUAUUCAAAACAACAUUAGACCGCAUGAUUUCUGAUGACUAUAAAAUUGUAAUUCGAGCCGAUAAAAGACCACCUGGAGAGCACGAACGUAGAUUUAAUGCACCUCAGAUAGAUGAAGUUGCCAUCGUAAUUGUAGACAAUGAAAAUACAAGCCGUGACAUAAUUGUACAACGAAGAGGAAAAGGACUACAACGCAUUGCAGAGACACACCGUUCCUAUGAUGCUCUUCAAUAUCCAUUAAUAUUUCUGCACGGAGAGGACGGAUACCAUUUCAAUAUAAAACAAGUGCAUCCUGAAACAGGCAUAGAAACAAACAAAAAAGUCACUUCCAAUGAGUUCUAUGCUUACCGCUUAAUGAUCAGAGACAAUGAAACAUACAAUCACAUACUCAACACUCGCCGUUUAUUUCAACAAUUUCUGGUAGAUAUGUACGCAAAAAUAGAAGCAGAACGGAUGCUUUACAUAAGACUGAAUCAGAAGAAACUACGCACAGAAGAAUACAUCCAUCUUCGAGACGCGAUCAUGAAUGACGGCAAUAUUGACGAUAUUGGAACAAUGGUAAUCUUACCCUCAUCAUACACAGGAAGUCCAAGACAUAUGCAUGAAUAUACUCAAGAUGCCAUGACUUACGUAAGAAAAUAUGGACGACCUGAUCUCUUCAUAACAUUUACAUGCAACUCAUCAUGGCCAGACAUCAAAGAACAACUAAAAUACGGACAAACCUCCAUGGAUCGACACGACAUAAUAGCCCGAGUUUUUCGACAAAAACAAAAAAGAUUUAUUGAAGUCAUCACAAAAUACCACAUCUUUGGAACCGUUCGAUGCUGGAUGUAUACAAUUGAGUGGCAAAAACGAGGAUUACCUCACUCACACAAUCUCAUAUGGCUACACGAUAAAAUUUAUUCCACGGAUAUUGACAAAAUCAUCCAAGCAGAAUUUCCCGAUCUACAAAAAGAUCCGGAACUGUACAACAUAGUAGUGAAAAACAUGAUUCACGGACCAUGUGGAUCAUUAAACUUCAAUGCACCAUGCAUGAGUGAUGGAAAAUGUACAAAAAAAUAUCCAAAACCAUACUUGGAUGAUACAAAAACUGAAGAAGACGGCUAUCCGAAAUAUAGAAGACGAUCACCGAAAAAUGGUGGCUUCACAGCAAAAAUAAGAAUACAAGGCAAAGACGAACUGGAAAUAGAUAACCAAUGGGUAGUACCAUAUAACCCACUACUUUCGAAAAUGUUCCAAGCUCACAUAAACGUUGAAUACUGCAAUUCAGUAAAAUCUAUUAAAUACAUAUGUAAGUACGUAAACAAAGGUAGUGAUAUGGCAGUAUUCCAAAUAGUCCAAAAUAGCGAACAAAAUAACAGAAAUGAUGAGAUUCUUAUGUACCAAAUGGGAAGAUACAUCAACAGUAACGAAACAGCAUGGAGGAUUUUUAGUUUUCCCAUACAUGAACGCAAACCAGCUGUGCAGCAUCUAGCAGUACAUUUGGAGAAUGGACAAAGAGUUUACUUCACAAGAGACUCGGCUAGAAAAAUUGCAAGCGAACCACCUGAGAACACAACAUUAACAGCUUUUUUUCAACUGUGCCAAACGGAUUCAUUCGCAAAGACAUUACUGGAUGUUGACGUCCCUAUUUAUUAUACGUGGGACAAAACAAGGAAAAUUUUUCAACGACGAAAACAAGGAAUGCCAGAGGAGGGUCAUCCAGAAAUCAUGAAAGCUGACACAAUAGGUCGAGUAUACACUGUACAUCCAAACAAUGCCGAAUGUUUCUAUCUCCGGAUGUUGUUACACGAAAUACGGGGACCAACAAGUUUCACAGAUCUCAGGACUAUUAACGGCUACCUAUGCCAGACGUACAGAGAAGCAUGUCAACGCUUAGGAUUAUUGGAAAACGAUAACCACUGGGAAUUAACACUACAAGAAGCUACACUCAUAGCUUCAGCUGAACAACUUCGAGAGUUAUUCGCCAUAAUUCUAACAACAUGUAACCCAUCGAACCCAAAACAACUAUGGGACGCUUUCAAGAGGAGUAUGAGUGAUGAUAUAUUGUACCAAAUCCGACAAACUAAUCCAGAACUGACUAUAGAAUUCAAUGAUGACAUCUUCAAUGAAACACUCAUUCGCUUAGAAGAUAAAUGUUUAGCAAUAAAUAACCAGGCUUUAGUAGAACUUGGAAUGCCAGCACCACAAAGAAAUGCUUUCAGUGUGUUAAACUACGAAAUUACAAAGGAAAAAAGCUACAACGUCAAUGAACUGCUUGAAUACAUUGCUCACAACAAACCACUCCUCAAUGAAAAUCAAAAAAAAAGUUUACGACGUUAUAAUGGACCGGAUAAUUAA